CCGUAUAAUAAUGACAACUGUGACAGAUUCACCGUAAUCUCAUUAUCCAACUUCUGCUUUAUAAAUAAUAUUUUGAAUGUCCUUUACGGAUCUAAAUUGCUGACAAUUUUAGCAACUCUAGGAAUAAAAUGGGUAAAAAUACUCCUAAGAAUGAAGCUGUGAAGCUGAACGUUGAAAAAUAUUUCAUGGACCUGUUGGAAAAUGACAAGAAUUUGUCGGCCGGAAUAGCGGCUAUAAAGACAUUACUGGUCUUGGUGGAGCGAACCGAUUUUGACACAAUUCAAGAGCUCCAUUCGACAAUCCGAAAUGCUGUCAAAGCUAUGCGAAAUUCCGAUUAUCCGAUAACGGCUGUGGUGUCCGGUAGUGAACUGUUUUCACGUUUCAUUACGCUGGGAAAAUUCGAUGACAAGACAAUGGACGAGUGUAAGGAAAUAAUGGUUCACCGGGGUCAAGUAUUUCUGAAAAAAUUGUUGGAUUCACGGGGUGUAAUAGCAGUUAAAGGUGCACAGUACAUCAAUGACGGUUGUAGAAUAUUGACCCACUCACGAUCAAGAGUCGUGCUGGAAACAUUGAAAUUGGCAGCAAAUUCAAAUAAACGUUUUCACGUUUAUGUCACACAAAGUACGCCUAGCAAUGACGGCGCACGGAUGCACUCUGAACUGGAACGAGCUGGUAUCGAAUGUACGUUAAUUCUGGAUUCAUCCAUUGCCUACGUCAUGGAAAGUAUAGACAUUGUGAUGGUUGGCGCUGAGGGAGUCGUCGAAAGCGGUGGCAUUAUCAAUCGAAUUGGUGCAUUUACAAUGGCAGUGUGCGCCCGUGAAAUGAAAAAACCGUUCUACGUAUUGGCUGAAAGUUUCAAAUUCACUCGACUGUAUCCGCUGAAUCAAUGCGAUCUGCCCAACGACUACAAGUACAACAAAAAACAAUUGGCCGGCGAUUUGCAACAAGUUCAUCCAUUAGUUGACUAUACACCACCCGCGUUCAUCACAUUGCUGUUCACCGAUCUUGGAAUAUUGACACCGUCAGCGGUCAGCGAUGAGCUCAUUAAAUUGUAUUUAUAGAGAAGCAGAGAAGCGCACAAAAUAAAAACCAUCGGCAAGCGUUGUUGCUCUGUCGCGAGUGCAUUUAUUG
Messenger RNA from Bradysia coprophila, 1131 nucleotides. RefSeq names its product eukaryotic translation initiation factor 2B subunit alpha (gene eIF2Balpha). The record is from RefSeq and is a predicted model, not a curated record. Gene Ontology annotation, biological process: translational initiation. Gene Ontology annotation, cellular component: eukaryotic translation initiation factor 2B complex. Gene Ontology annotation, molecular function: guanyl-nucleotide exchange factor activity; translation initiation factor activity. Lineage: Eukaryota; Metazoa; Arthropoda; Insecta; Diptera; Sciaridae.